GUUAUUAUGGUGAUGGGUUAAAUGCAAUUGUUGUAUUUGCUGUUUGCUUUAUGCCUGAAAGUAGCCAGCCUAACUACAGAUACCUAAUGGACAAUCUAUUUAAGUAUGUAAUUGGCACUUUAGAGCUGUUAGUAGCAGAGAACUAUAUGAUAGUUUACCUGAAUGGUGCAACAACACGGAGAAAAAUGCCAAGUUUAGGCUGGCUUAGGAAAUGUUAUCAGCAAAUUGAUAGAAGGUUAAGGAAAAAUCUGAAAUCAUUAAUCAUAGUUCAUCCUUCUUGGUUCAUCAGAACACUUCUUGCCAUCACAAAACCUUUUAUUAGCUCAAAAUUCAGCCAAAAAAUUAGGUAUGUCUUUACCCUGGCAGAACUAGCUGAACUCAUCCCCAUGGAAUAUGUUGGCAUCCCAGAAUGCAUAAAACAGUAUGAAGAAGAAAAGUUUAGAAAGAAACAGAAAAGAGUUGACCAAGAGCUGAAUGGAAAACAAGAGCAGAGAAGUGAACAGUAAGUUUGGAGUCCAAACAAGACUGAAGAAUAUGCAGAUGGAAUUACGCUAUUUUUGCUCCACUUACAAUGCAUUCUUUGUGUGUGUAUAUAUUAUCUAACCUGUUGCAAAAGGUGCUUAGUUUCUAUCGACUAGCACACGGUGGACUGCUUACUGCUGUAUUGGUUUGUCUUGACUUUAAUAGCUGUGUUUAUGUAAUCAUUUUAUACUGCUAAAUGUCAAAGAACCCUCUGUUUUUGGAGGAUGUUCUUGCAAUUGUUUAUCUAAAUGAUGCAUGUUCUUCAGUAAAAUAUUUAUAUACCUAAAUGUUAAAGGAAAGAGAUAAUAUAUAUUUUUAUGACUGAGCAAUAUAUUGUUUGUGUACCUGCUGAAAGAAUUCAUUUGCAGGUGGACAAGGCCAUAAGUUACUUGUUAUUGUAUAAAUCUAUUUUGCUGUAAAUGGUCAAGUGCAUUUCUUCGUUGUCAUAAGAACCUUAGUUUGUUUGGAUAUUAACAAUCACAUAAUGUAGUCUUUCACAAGUAUGGAGAUCUUUAUUUUUGUUCACAUACCUAA
This is a messenger RNA of Tauraco erythrolophus (red-crested turaco), 1056 nucleotides long. NCBI's taxonomy places the organism in Eukaryota, Metazoa, Chordata, Aves, Musophagiformes, Musophagidae. The record is from RefSeq and is a predicted model, not a curated record.